Molecule: messenger RNA, 978 nt
Organism: Trichoderma breve
Lineage: Eukaryota; Fungi; Ascomycota; Sordariomycetes; Hypocreales; Hypocreaceae
Product: aldo/keto reductase family domain-containing protein
Exons: 2
Coding region: 1-978 (325 amino acids)
Cellular component (GO): cytosol
Molecular function (GO): oxidoreductase activity
Source: RefSeq, a predicted model, not a curated record
AUGGCGUAUUCCGGACCACGACUUGUUUUUGGCACAGCCAACUUCGACAAAGGCAACGCAUUCCCCACCGCUGAACAGGCUGCCGAGGUGCUCAAUGCUGUUGAAAAAGUAGGAAUCAAGCAGCUUGACACGGCACAACUCUACGGCAUCAGCGAAGAAAUCUUGGGAAAACUCAAGGCACCAUCAAGAUUCACCAUUGACACGAAGCACAUUGGAGGAUGGGUUUCUGGUCAAUCAACGCGAGAAAGAGUUGUCGAAAGAGGCCUGGAGAGCUUGCAAAAACUGGGCGUUGACAAGGUACACAUUUUUUAUCUCCAUGCACCCGAUCCAGAAGAGUCUCUUGAAGGAACUCUGGCUGGCAUCAACGACUUGUAUCUCCAGGGAAAAUUCGAAAAGUUUGGACUGUCCAACUAUAAUGUAGACGAAUUAAAGGCCGUUCUCAAGAUUGUAAAGGAGAAAGGCUACGUCGCUCCUACUGUCUAUCAAGGAAACUACAAUCCGGUCGCCCGCAGGUCCGAAACGGAACUAUUCCCUAUUUUCCGAGAAAACGGCAUUGCAUUCUACGCUUACAGCGCAAUUGCUGGAGGAUUCCUUACAAAGUCAUCUGAGCAGCUGCGGCAGGGAUCCGGUGGUGAGGGAAGAUGGAGCAAAGAAACGGCCAUUGGACAGAUGUACCACACCCUGUACAACAGACCAAAGUUUCUGGAGGCACUGGAUAUCUGGAACGAAGCGUCUAAUGUGUCAGGCAUUCCAAAGGCUGAGCUGGCGUACCGAUGGGUUGCCUAUCACUCGGUACUUAAGGAGCAUCUGGGCGAUGGAAUUGUUCUCGGUGCGAGCAGGAUCCCGCAGCUGGAGCAAACUGUUGCGGGCCUGAACAACGGGCCGUUACCAGAGUCAGUUGUGAAGACGAUUGAGGAGGUUUGGGAGCUUGUAAAGGAUGAGUCGCCGAUGGAUAACUAUGACACCCGCCGAAACUAA